Symbiodinium necroappetens is the source of this 1826-nucleotide messenger RNA. The record is from the annotation of a GenBank genome assembly. NCBI's taxonomy places the organism in Eukaryota, Dinophyceae, Suessiales, Symbiodiniaceae.
GUAUCAUCAGCUUUGGACGGGCCACCCGAAAUUCGGAUCUGGUGCGGCGAUGUCAAGCCUUGACCCCCUGGUUUGGCCGCUUGAAACGAUCUCCUUGCACUUUCCGGGAUAAGCUGCGAGCCUUACCGGCAAAGUUUUGGGCAUACGCCUUGCACGGCAUCGCGGGAUGCCCAUUGGCCGAAACCCACCUGGCAUCCCUACGUGCCCAGGCCGUCCGAGCACUUCGUUGCAAUACUGCAGGUUCGAGCUCCAUGUUACGCCUUUCUACCUGUGGCACAAUGGAGGCCGACCCUGGCUUCUACCAGCUUUGGUGUGUCUUGCGUGAUUUGAGACGUUUGGCCAUCAAGGAUGAUAAGGUGUUGCCAUUGUGGACUGCUUUUAUGUCCAGCUUUCAGGGGCAGCUUCUGCCCGGGCCUUUUUCCAAGUUGCUACAGGUUCUUGGUCAAAUCGGCUGGCGGGUUGCCAUGCCUCCGUGCAUCGUUGACCACGACGGCUUUGAGCACAAUCUCUUGCAGAUGCCUCUGCCUUUGCUUCGUCAGCUUUGUGAGCAGGCAUGGCUCAACUACGUAGCCUCCCGACAUAGGCACAGGUCAGCAAUGUGUGACUUGAACGGAAUUGAUCGUUCCCUUCUCGAGGCAGACGCAGGCCGACUCACUGCUUUGGAUCAGGCUCGUUUAGCCGCUUUGCGUAGCGGCGCCUUCAUGUUUGGCGCCAGUCUUUCCAAGUUUGACGCGACCAAUGAUGGACUAUGCCCUUCCUGUGGGGUACCAGACACAUCGGAGCACAGGGUUUGCCAAUGCCCACGCUUUGCAGCCGCUCGCUCUCCGCUUGCCUGGGUAUGUGCAGAGUGGCCCCACCUGCCUGUUUGUUUGCGGACCCACUUGCUGCCGCCGUGCAAUCCGCAUAUGCAUGCACUCCACGCUCAACUUUCGUUGCUCCCUGACCGCACAGCCCAGUUUGUCGGAACACGGUGCACCGAUGGUCCGCAACAUGUUUUCAGUGACGGUUCAUGCCUGCUUGCAGCCACACCUGCCUUUGCCCUUGCGGCAUGGGGAUGUGUUAACGCAUCCACCGGUGAAAUCCUGGCGUGUGGCCCCGUGCCUGGACUUGCCCAAACGGCCCCAAGAGCCGAACUUUGUGGCGCAAUUGCCAGCCUCAAGUGGGGACUCAAGGCGGAAGUUUCGCUGACGCUGUGGACGGACUCCACGAUGGUGGGGCGGGGCAUCCGUCGCCUGCUGGAUGGAAUUGAGGUACAUGCUUCCGACAACCCCGAUCUCUGGCAAUUACUGGCCGAGCUCGUUGCAGAGUUUCCAGCGGGCCACUUGAUGGUACAGCAUGUUCCCUCCCAUCUCGACCCUGCUCGAGGAACAUCGCCAUUUGAAGACUGGCUCAUUGAGUGGAAUGGCUACGCUGACACGGUGGCAGGUCUGACGAACCUCAAUCGGCCUGAGGCUCUACGACUGGCACAUGAACGUGCAUUUGGCUGGCACUCGCAUACAUUGGCGGCACUCCGGGCACUACGUGGAAUUUAUUUUGGCAUCGCCGACGCUACUUCGCUCCCGAAUUGCGCCAACACCCUGGAAGUGGAACUGGAGGAGCCUGAACCUCCGCUGCAAGUAAUGACGGUGGACUCCACGACCUCUUUCGUUGACGAGCUCCCGGUGUCUUGGCGACAGAUCAUUCAGGAUGGCUGCCCUGAUUUGCCAAGUUCUUUCCUGAAGCAUCUGGGCGACUUUUUGGUCACGCAAAGUCAAGCGGAUGGGCCAUGGGGGACACCUCUCUUGGCUGGAGCUGGUCUUCAUGAUUCAGGUCACUGGUGCUCCUAG